Messenger RNA from Pseudozyma flocculosa PF-1, 2823 nucleotides. RefSeq lists its product as uncharacterized. Gene Ontology annotation, biological process: deadenylation-dependent decapping of nuclear-transcribed mRNA; nuclear-transcribed mRNA catabolic process, nonsense-mediated decay. The coding region runs from base 1 to 2823 and encodes 940 amino acids. Gene Ontology annotation, molecular function: RNA binding; 5'-(N(7)-methylguanosine 5'-triphospho)-[mRNA] hydrolase activity; manganese ion binding. Gene Ontology annotation, cellular component: cytoplasm; P-body. The record is from RefSeq and is a predicted model, not a curated record. Lineage: Eukaryota; Fungi; Basidiomycota; Ustilaginomycetes; Ustilaginales; Ustilaginaceae. The transcript has 5 exons.
AUGCCACCCAGGCCCAAGGAAAAUGUCUGGAACUAUCCCAGACCCCCCGCCCUCCAGCCGACGAGCGCCAGGCUGCGAGUGAUCUGGGUCACCCCCUCCAAGCAGGAGCUCACCAUUGCCGACACGACGCAGGGCUACCGCGUCCUCGAGACCUCGCACCCGCCCACCUACUACUUCCCUCCCAGCAGCGUGCGCACCGACCUCAUCCGCCCCUCAAAGGCCAGGAGGACCAUGUGCGAGUGGAAGGGAACCGCCGCCUACCACGACCUCCAGUUCAGCGAGGAGCAGGGCCCCGUCGUGCCUGCCAGGAUCUGGUCCUACCCUGAACCCACCCCGGCCUUCUCCAAGAUCAAAGACUACCUCUGCUUCUACGCCUCGUCCAAGACCGACCCCGACAGGCUCGGUCACUGGAAAUGCAUGGUCGACGACGACGAGGUCGUCGCCCAGGAGGGAGACUUCUACGGCUCCUGGAUCACUCCUGAGAUCCACGGCGGAGACAAGGGCUUCAAAGGAGGCCCAGCAAUUAACGUGGCAAGCUCCAGCAGCGGGUCGCGCGACCCCAUGGCUGCGUACAAGGGCCUCACGUUUGCCGAGACGCUCGAGGACCUCAGCAGUCGCUUCAUUGUCAACUUGCCCGCCGACGAGCUUGCAAGCAUCGAGCGCAUCUGCUUCCAGGUCGAGCAAGGCCACUGGUUCUACGAAGACUUUCUGCGCCCGCUCAACCCGUCGCUCCCAUCGCUGGGCCUGCGGCGUUUCUCGUCGUACCUCCUCCACACGUCGUCGAUCGCCGUGCCCCUCAUCCAGCGGUACAUCACCGGCAACGGCGGCAACCAGGAUCUCGAGGCGGCCUUCGAUGACUUCAUGAAGUACAAGACGCGGGUGCCCGUGUGCGGAGCCAUCCUGCUCGCGCAAGACUGGAACAAGUGUUUGCUGGUCAAGGGCUGGAAGUCGUCGGCGGCUUGGGGUUUCCCGAAGGGCAAGAUCAACCAGGACGAGCCGGAGCGCGACUGUGCGAUCCGCGAGGUCCUCGAGGAGACGGGCUACGACUGCGAGUCUCUCCUGCCGCCGGACAGCGAAGACUACCUCGACCUCACGAUGAGGGAGCAGCGGAUCCGGCUCUACAUCGUCCCCGGAGUCAGCGACCAGACAAAGUUCGAAGCGCAGACGCGCAAGGAGAUUUCCAAGAUUGCCUGGUUCCGGCUGGGCGACCUGCCGACGUGGAAGAAGAGCAAGGAACCGCCGCCGGGCAUGGGCGGCAAGUUCUACCUCAUCUCGCCCUUCAUCGGCAGGCUCAAGCAGUGGAUCCACGCCAACAAGCACAGCCACCCGAACCGGCCUCGCUCCGCCCAGCCUGCACCGGGAGCGGGCGACGCAGGAGUGACCGCCCCCAAGGGCGUUGCUGCGGCGGCCGACUACGAUGCAGCCACGUCGUCGCCUGCGCCCGCGGCCAAGGCCGCGUCGGCUGUCCCCGCCUUUCCCGACAGCAGCAGCCUCUUUCCCACCUUCUCGACCGGUGCUACUAGCCAACAGAAGCCUGGGCCGCUGCCGGCUCCGCCCACGAGCGAAAAGCUCAAGGCUCUGCUGGGCCUCGGCACUGGCGCCUCGGAGACGGAUGCCGUGCCGGUGGGUCAGCCCCGCUCCCAAGCCGGUUUGGACGGUCUCGGCGCGAAAAUGAUCGAGGCGAGCGGCGAUCCUCGUGGCAAGGAGUUGCUAGACCUUCUCCGAGGACCCGGUGCUGUCCCCUCCGUGGGUACAUCGAGCGGUGGUCAGCAUCUGAGCGAGCAACAGCAGCAGCGGGCCGCUUCCCUCCUGGCAGCCCUCAAUGCCGGCCUCGGAGGUGGCGGCGCGGCAGCCAGAAACCAUCAGGAGCAGCAAGGUGGAGCGACGCAGGGAUUGUCGGCCGGCGGCAACCGGGCGCUUCUGGAUCUGAUCAAUUCGUCGCCGCUGCCAGCAAGCCCCGCGGCGCCGCGCCACGCGCCCCCGCAGCCGUCCGAGUCGCCGCUGCCGGCGCCGCGACCGCAGAAGACGAUCCAGGCAGCCAAGCUGCUCAGCAUGAUUUCUCCCUCGUCGUCGACGUUCCUCGACCACCACCGGCAGCCGUCGCAGACUAGCCUCGGCUCGAGCCACGACUCGCCCGCCACCGCAUCAAACGCCGAACACGGCAAGGGCCUGCCCGGCGGCGAGUCAUCGUCGGACAGUGUCUUUGCCGCUCUGAUGGGCGGUUCUGCUCCGUCCGGCGGACAUCAGCAACAGCAGCAGCAGCAGCAGCAGCCACCGACGGCGUCGCCGCAAGCUCCCUCGGGCCAAGCGCAGACGCUGCUGUCGAUGCUGUCGCCCGGGUCAAGUGCGGCAACAGCACAGCCCUACCACUCGCCGCAGGCGCCCCACAGCGGGGCGCACCAAGCGCCGCUGCCGCCGCACUACUUUGGUGCGCCCGCAUCUCCCUCGCAGCACCGGGGAGGAGCGGGGCAGGCGGAUGCGGUGCCGUCCAACGUCGACCUGGCGCGCCUGCUGCACCAAUCGGCCAUGCGCGACGGCAGCCCCAGCACCGCCUCUGGACCGUCGCCCAACGAUAUGCUCGCCAUCCUCUCUGGGUCGCUCGGAGCCAGACCGCCGCCGCUGCCGCAGGCGCACCAACAGCAGCAGCAGCAGCAGCAGCAGCAUCAGUUUCCGCCCCCCUUCUAUGGCGGUAUGCCUCCCGCGGGCAUGAUGCCCUUCCCGCCGCCACCGCAUCAUCAUCAACACCCGCACCCGCAUCCGGGGCCGCCACCGCCGCAUGGCUGGCCAUUCGGCGCACCGGGAUUCGAAGGUGGACAGAGGUAG